AUGAGUGGCGCCGUUGACUUCCUCGACCUGUACGAUACGGCAGUGUCAUCAGAUGUCCAGAUCCGCAUCACAGUGCCUGCUGCUGAGGACGACGCGCCGCCGGCGAAGCGGCAGCAGCUAGACCAGAAAGAGGGCCAACAGAAGGACAGGGAGGAGCGCCGCACUGUCAAAGUGAUCAGCGGCCACACAAUCAUCCUACAAAAGGCCAGCGACUGGGCCAAGUGCAAGCUGGGGCUGGAAUGGCGCAAGGACACGCCCGGCAUGCUGGAUGUCGAGGUGGAGUGCGAGGGCGAGGUGGAAGCUGCCGAGGUGCUGCUCAAGACCUUCUACAGCACUGUGGAUGCAGCCAGGCCACUCCAGGGCGCCAGCCACGCCACCCUGCUGCAGGUGCUGCUGCUGGCUGACCGCCUUCGAGCAGAGCGCGCGGUGGAAGCUGCCGUGCAGGUGUUUGUCGGCUCAGCCACAGCUGGCGCAGCCGGUGCCCUUGACUGGGACACGGUGACAGCAGUAUACCAGCUGCCCCCGGCCCUGGCCGACAACCCAGUGCUCAAGCCGCUCUUUGAGUACGCCGCUGCAGCAUUGCAGGAGCGGCUGGGCGAUCUGGACGCCACCUUGCUCAACGGGGAACGCCGAGCGCAGCUGCUGGCGCUGCCCUUUGCGGCCAUGCGGCAGCUGCUCAGCGAUGACCGCACGUGUGUGAGCAGCGAGAACACAGUGGUGUACACGAUUGCGGCCUGGAUCAAGAAGAACGCCAGCAGCGCAGAGCAGCGCGCAGAGCUGGCGCAGUGCGUGCGGGCGCCGCUGCUGACGCCGCUGUACAGCGCGGCCGUCGCUGCGCAGCUGCUGACCAGCUGGUCGCCGGCCAUCAGCCCUGCUGACAUGCACUACGCGCUGGUUUUUGCAGGGCUGUCAGAGGCAGUUCUGGAGGCGGCAACGGGUGACAAAGGCGUUGAUUUCUGCGCUUAUCUGAGGGUGCACCGGCCUGCCGGCGUUGCCGUUGGUGCCGCAGCUGUCUCUGUGUCUGCCAAGUUUGAGGCAGGCGGGUCUGUGAUGCCCGUCAUAUCAAGAUCAUGCGUGAUGGCAACGCGAGUUGGCCACGGCUGGGGCUACUCUGACGUGUUUAAGCUGGGGGAGAUCUCGGAGUGGGACGAGGUGAUGUGGCGCAACAAGGCCCUGGUGGGGCAGGACGGCACAGUCCUGGUGCGCUUCACCAUCAAGGACGUGAAGUGA
Molecule: messenger RNA, 1230 nt
Organism: Monoraphidium neglectum
Lineage: Eukaryota; Viridiplantae; Chlorophyta; Chlorophyceae; Sphaeropleales; Selenastraceae
Exons: 4
Coding region: 1-1230 (409 amino acids)
Source: RefSeq, a predicted model, not a curated record